CGAGUAGCAGGGUGCUCGAAAAUGGCGACAGCCCGACAGCGUGAACAAACUCCCAAAAAAACGUCAAAAGAGAAAGUAACGAAAGUGUCACCUCACACUUUAAGAACAAGACGAUCAUCUCUUAGGACAGACGAAGAAGAUGAUGCCAAUGACCCCUCUGGGUGCAUGUCUUUGGACGUCCUUGCACAAGUUGCUUCUGCAACUUUACAGAAAGAACCCAAGAAAAAGAAGUUGAGAAAGCGGAGCCUCCAGACAUUGGAAUUGUUAGACUUGGAUCAGAUUCAAAGCUUGUCUGACAAAGCACUUCUCAGUUUCUUCUCUGAAAUGAAAUCCAACGAAAUAACACGGAACUUCACAUAUACAUGCUACCUGAUGCCGAAGAAAUGUCAAGAACAAUUCAAGAGUUUUGGAAAUGAAACACAGGCCAGGAUGAGAAUGAGAAACCACCUACAGAAACACAUUGAGAAACUUAUUGACGAGUUUAAUGAUCCCAGUGUUAAAGGGAAGUAUGUGUUUCAAGCGGAACCUAUCCAUGUAAGGAACAAGAGGAUAUCAGUUCUUGCAAGCAAAAAGAAGUCUGGAGGCAAGCGAACAAAAUUCACAGCAUUAAAACAAAGGGGUGAAAACAAUUCAGAUUCAGAGGAACAAAUCUCAAAAGGAACACUUGUGAAUGAGGACAAAUCGUUUGAUCUGGAGUGUGAGGAAAUGGCCGAGUUCUCUGAUGAUGAUGAUGAUGACGAUGAAUAUGAAAACAUGAUUUCUUCCCCUGGUAAAAGAAGCAGACUUUCCCAAAAACAGGCAAAUUUUCAGCUUCCAAAAUUUCCAGUACGUUCUGUUUCAAGGGGAAAAUCAUACGGAAAAAGAUCUGGAGAAGAUGGUAAUGACUCGGAACAAGAUGAAACUGAACGUCGAAUGGAGGAGAACGAGCAGUUUAUUAUUGAUCUGCUUAGUCGGACUCAGCCACACCAUGACCACUGCUACACAACCAUAUUUGGUAAAAAGAGAGGAAUUGAUGAUAUCGUAUUCCAUGACACUUCUGAUGAGGAAACUGAUGACGAUGAUAUUGGCGACCAUAUUCGUGCAUAUGGGAAAAAGAUCAUCCGUCCAGAGAAAGGGGUAGAACCAAUACUCUGCCUUGGUAAUGUGUCAGUCAUGGACGAGUUAACGGGGACAGGAACUGACGAAGCUUCAAAAACAAUCAUUGUGUGUGCAGAGGAGAUCAUCGACGACCUACUGCCAGACGACUAUGAAGGGCACAAUGGUCAAAGACCCUACCCACCAAUGCCAAAAUAUGCGAUUGCCAAGCGAGGUCGUAUGCAUGUCCCAGAGGAGUUUGACCCCAUCAGUGAAGAGGAGGAACCCCUCAUGCUAAACCCGAAGAGGAGGAAAAAAGGCAUGGUCACUAGCCAUGUGGACAGGGAGGUCAAUGUAGAAUGGGAAAGGAAAUUAGCAUUGAAAUGCAUUCGAGAAUUGAAGCUGAAGAAGAAAGAAGACAGAUCGCCUCUUCACUGUAGAAUUUGUAAGGAUAAGAAGUUCACAGCUAGUGCUACACUCAUGUACCACUACAGGAGCCAUGCAGGUAUCAAGCCAUUUGUGUGCCUUAUAUGCAAUACCACCUUCACCCGCCAACACAGCCUUAACUACCACAUGCUGAUCCACAACAACCAGAGUAGGUUCACAUGUAAGGACUGUGGCAGGAAGUUCAGGCAUCCAAGUCACUUCAAGGAACAUCUGCGGCGACAUACUGGAGAGACUCCAUUUGUUUGUACAGAUUGUCCUCAGAAAUUCAAAACAAGGAACACGUACAAGAGACAUUUGAAGACUAGGCAUGGCAAACUUUUGACAGCAGCAGGUAUUCGUGUUCUUAGUGUAGAAGAGUUUGCGAAAAUACGGACAAAGCCUUACCGAAGGAAUGCGUCGGAGAAAAAGUCAAAAAUUUUGUGUCGUAAUCUUGAUGCUCGUGUUAAAUCAGAACCUGUAGAUGCUGACGUCAGCAAGGGCAAGGUUGUUGUGAAAUCUGAAUCAGUUGCACAAUCGACAGACAGUGCUGACAAUGAAAGGACAGAAGGAGAAGAGGAUGAGACAGAUAGUGAAGAAGGUCAAGUGGAGGAGGAGAAUUCUAGUCUCGAACAAGAACCCUACUUUGUACCUAUCAGUAUUGUUGUUAAUACCUAAUCUACUGAAGCAGCAUUUUCAUGCUCCAACAGUUAAUGCAACGCAUCAGUGGUUUCUCAGUAUCAGUAGUAAACAUAUGCAAGUAAAUGGUCUUGUGCUCAGAUCAAUGUAGCUGCAAUAAUCACCAUUUGGCAUAAGACAUUGCAAUAUGAAAUUGUGUUUUGCCUUUCAUUUAUGGCCAUGUCCAUCAUAAAGUAUAUAGGUAUACUUUUGAAAUGGAAUCUUCUUACAGAUCUGCAAAUUGAUAUACUUAUGCAUGAUAAACUUUUAUCUUGCUCACAUCAUUUUGGGAACUUGCUUCUUAAACAGCAUUUUUCGAAGUGAAUCAUGUUCUUUACACUGAAAUAUUGCAAACUUCUUUUUCAUAUAAUUGAAAGGAUGUUUAUAUCAGUGUAUAUGUACUACAUAUAUUUCUUUAUCAGAUAAUAAUGGUAUAUAUCUAUAAGCAUCACAUGAUACAAGUCAUACAGUAUGUAUAGUCUUCUUGUUAUUUCUUGUCAUAUGUUAGGAGAUAUUUCUAUUUUUAAGGAGAAAAGUCACAAAUAUUCUGUUCAAUUGUAACUUUGUACAGAAAUCAUAAAGAGUCCCUCCAUUUGACAUAUAAAAACCACUGGAAUAGUAGAACAAAUUAUUAUAUCAUAUAGAUUUGAAACAUCUAACAUGUAAGUAAAUCAAAAUAUCUUUCUGGUUUGACGUAAUAAGUUGCCUCAUGAGUGAUUUUGGAACAUUUCAGAACGUAUGUUACUUGUUUUCUGUUCUGAAAUGCACCAGCUAGCGAGUAAGGAUGGCAGAGUCCUGUUCUAGCUGUCCUUAUACAGUAAAAUCUUUUUGUACUGCCGAUUUGUCUAGUAAAAACUCAUCUUCUUUCAUUCACUGUUUGUCCUGUAAACCAUUGUAUUAUACUUUAACUCAACUUCAACUAUUUGUCUCAUAAAUCCUAAUAUUCUUUCACCAUUUUGCAGUCUUGCCACCAUUUUCCCAUAAAAACCCGCUGUUAAACUGUUUCCAGUUGUCCUGUACAACCUUGUUAUAUUGUCAUGUUCUGUGGAAUGGGAAAGGAAAGGGGACACUGUAUUUUGAUCAGUAUGAAAUAACAAAUGAAAUAACAAGUAUAAAUAUAAAGGUUGUACUAUAAGCUUAUGUAGGGCUGUAUGCUAUCUUGUCAUGUCUUACCGGUUUGCUCUUCUUAAAGGCCAAAAAAAUGAAUUACUAGGUUUUCAGGCCCUUAUGCAUUUCAUUGAAAGUGCUGCAUUGCCGAUUUUAUUGAAAUUUUUUUUUUUAAUGGAAAUGCAUCAGCCACAAUCUUUAAAAGUCGGAAAACCGCAUAUUUGUUUGAAAUUGUUUCAAUGAUUGAAUGAACAACAAAUAAAGGCAAGCUUUUAAAUGAUUAUGAUUUGUUUACCUCAUGUUAAAGACAAAAGAUAGCAGAGAAAACGACACUCAUUUGGAUCAAAGGACCAAACAAAAGUUAAACGCUUCAGUCUUUAUUUACCAAUAACUAGCUGUGUAAUAUUAACAAAGUACAUGUUAAUUAUAUAACAGAAUACCAAAAUAUUUGUUGAAAACAAUAAAAAAAAUCUUGUCUGCCAUGUUUAAUGGAGAAAAAACAUUUGCCUCACUGUCACAUCCAUCUCUUUUGAAAAAGAAAGUGCCCUGAGAACCAAGUAAUCAAAAAAAUUUGGCCCAAGGCAGUUAUAUAAGAUUUUACCAUUGAUCUGUUGCAUUUUGUUUUUAGAUACGAUGUGUGGAAUGCGUGUGAACAAUUUUUUUAUGACAAUUGAUGUCCUCAUAUAUACAUACCUACAUUUUUGUCAGUAUUUGUAGGAUUCUCAAUUGUAUUUGAAUAAUUAAAUUAGAAUUGAAAUCAAGUGCAAUAAUAGCUACCAAAAGGUGGUGUUCUUCCUAAAGUAAAAGGGAAGUUAUUCCCCUUUGAUAUUGUCCCGGUUGGAUCAUUUCUGCAAUCUUUUUUUUUUUUUUUUUUUAAGAAAACUGUAAUAAAAGUCACUAAUACAUGUAUAUACUAAAAAUGAAGAUUAUAAGGAAAAAAUCCAAUAUGACGAAUCAGUUGUAAAGGAAUAUGUUCAUUGUGAAUUAGUAAUAAAAAGGAAAAAGUUUUGGUGUCUGCAAGAGAAUUUAUUCAAGGAGAGAAUUUUUUUUUAUCAAGGGGGUUGUCUCAUUUGUAAUAUUGUUGAUUUGACCCCUAUGAAUAGUUUUAUUUGAAAAUGACUGGUUUCAUCUCAUUACAACACAUUGUUUGAUAUAUUGUACAUUUUCUAUAUGUUGAUAUUAAAUUGUACAGGUAAGACAAUGACUGGUUUCAUUAUUACAUAUAGAUGUAUCCGUCAUAUGAACAACAUUCUUUUUUAUAUUGUCAUAUACCACUUGUACAGUCAGGAUAUUCCAAGUCUUAAGUGCUUUUCAUUGUUGCUUUGUGAUACUUGUAUACAUAUAAUGUCAUAAUACAUAAAGAACAUCUAUACAAUGUAAUUUUGUCACCAGCAUACAACUUGAUGCCGAGAGGUCUUCUCAUGUCAUUGUAUUGAUUGGAUUUUUAUGACACUUAGAAUGGAAUCAAUUGUCUUUUUGUUAUCAUUUUUUUACUGAAAACAGAAAAAUUAACUAUAAUUUGGAAGCAACCCCCCCCCCCCCCCCUUUUUUUUUUUCGAAAACUUUUAAUGAAGUGACCAAUCUACUAGUCAUUACAUGUAUAGAUAUCAAUUUCACAAAUAUUGUGAUUUUGGUGUGUUACUUAAUGAUUAAACAUCAUUGAAAUUUAGAAAAUCAGUGAUGAGCCUUGGAAUCAUGUCCUCAUAUCUCUGCUCCCUAAAUAUUGUUAAGAUCUGCUGAAUCCUUCAUUUAUCUGAACAAAGUGAUUUUAUGUAAUAUUGCUGUUUUCUUCAUGCUUGUCACUUGAGUUUGGUUUGUCUUUCAAUCACAGAACAUCCAUUUACUAAUUCUUUGUAAAGGUUGAUAUCAGCAUACAAUGGUUAUUAUUUACAUUUAGGGUAUCUAGCCUUUUCGUUCAAGAUGUAUAACAUUUGAAGAAUGAUGAAUAUUCAGUCUUUCAUUGUAUGAUAAUGAAGUAGAACCUUAUUAUUGAAUAGUUUUUGAGUGCUGUACAUGUUAUGACCCGAGCUUUUUGUUUGUAUUUUAGAAAUCUGUUAAUCAACAUAUGUUUUCUGGUCAGAAACUACCACUUUUUUCUCUUAAUUGUUUUUGUAUUUUUGGAAUAAUAAUAAUAUGUAAUAUAUGUAAUAGAUUUAUAAAAUCAUUAUAAAAUCAUAGCCAAGGCUAUGCAGUUUCAAUCCUAGAAUCGGUAAACAUCAAUUAAAUGAAACAAAACAGUGUCAGGUAUGUUUCAUAUUUUUUAGAAAGAUACAUCUAGAAUUUUUUAAAUACAUGUACAGCCAUUAAUUUAUAUCAAAUUUGAUUCCCACUUUUUAGUUCGUAAUUGAUCAGCCCAUUUAAAGGAAAAUUCACCUGUGGUAUUCUUACUUAACUAUUUCAUUAGAAUGAUUAUCUCAUAUGGUCAGAUAAUAGCUGUGUAUUCACAAGUUAACCUAUGCUAGAUGAAAUGUUGAUCUAUGGAAUUGAAUGAAAAUUGACUGUCAAAAAAUGGACCAAGUUUUGUAAUACAUCAUCCUAUAUGUGUAAAAUACCUGGUAUUUUUGUACUAGUUUUUGACUUGUAAUAAAUUAUAAGUGUUUUUGCCGUGAUAGGUUGUAAUUUUAAAUUUAUAUGGAGAUCUGUUCUAGUAAUUCUUUUUCCUGUUGAAUAUGUAAUUGAUUUUCGCUCCAGCAUUUUUCAUUAUUUUGAAUGGAGAUUUUUUGUUGUCAUUUAAUUUUGGUAUCAUCUCCGUGAUGAUGCAAUGAGAAAUGAAAUUCUGUUAUACUUUAAUUUACCAUGCAGGCAUGAAAUAACUGUAUCCUAUUAGAUGUUUAAAUAAAGUUGUCUUAUACCUGCAGUCUUGUAGAUCAAGUUGAGCUGUGAUCCAUUGCACUGGGACUUGGUACAACUAUGGAUAUAGUUGGGUUUGGAAUUUGACAGGGCAUGAUCAAGCUGGCUAUGAAUUUGUGUAUAAUACCUAUAAAAUGGGGAAGGGCAUGAUCAAGCUGGCUAGGAAUUUGUGUAUAAUACCUAUAAAAUGGGGAAGGGCAUGAUCAGGCUGGCUAGGUGUAUAAUACCUAUAUAAUGGGGAAGGGCAUGAUCAGGCUGGCUAGGUGUAUAAUACCUAUAUAAUGGGGAAGGGAGUUUGUACCAAGUCCCUGUGAUCCAUUGUUAAUGCUUGUUAUCUGUUAAACUACAUUGUGUAGAUAUAUUUGUUAACAAAACAUCAAGAGAUGACCAUAAUUGAUACUUUUAUCAUAUCAGAUUGUUGAUACAGAGAACAGUAAUGACAAAGAACUUUAAUGACAAUCUUGAUAGAUGUAUUAAAUGUGUAUUAUUGUUGAUAAUUUGUGAACAUGUACAACCCACCUUCUGACCAGACUACCAAACAUGUUAAAAUAUAUAGGAAACUUCGCAGAAUCUCUAAUUGAAUUAAUGUUCACUGAAUUAACGUUAAAAUUACAAUUGUUUGGCUGUUUUUUGCUUUUACUCUCCAACAACAGGUGAAUUCAGAGCUGGAAAAAAUGCUAAGUUUCUUUGUUGAAAAAGUUAACAUAUUAAAUAAAUAUUUAUGAUGGUAAAUAUGUGGAACUGAAACGAUGUAGGUUCAAAUAUGUUGUUGUUAGGAAUGUAAGUGAAAGGAUUUGAUGAAUAUGAUGAUGAGCAACUUAAACAUAAAAUCAUUAAUACUUCAUCACCAACUAAUCAUGAAUUUUGGCCCUAAAGUGAUUUUAUGGCAUUAUGUAUCUGAACUGGACCUAACAUAGUUUAUCGCUGGUCGAAAGUAGCUCAGUGAAAUCCAGGUGUCAGUGGUGCUGGGUUCAAAUCCCACACUGACCAUUAUUUUACUGUUAAUACCGGACUGAAUGAGUCUUUGGUAUGGACCAAUGAAGUAAGAAAUCUCAUUUACACUUAAUGUGAUGUCUGCUGACGCUUAUACACAUUUGUAUAUAUAUCUAAACAUCACAUGAAUUGCUUUAUAAAUCAUAAUGAAUAAAAUAACCAUUAAACUUGAA
Messenger RNA from Pecten maximus, 7298 nucleotides. RefSeq lists its product as uncharacterized. The record is from RefSeq and is a predicted model, not a curated record. NCBI's taxonomy places the organism in Eukaryota, Metazoa, Mollusca, Bivalvia, Pectinida, Pectinidae. The coding region runs from base 22 to 2175 and encodes 717 amino acids. Gene Ontology annotation, cellular component: nucleus. The transcript has 9 exons.